AUGGCUAAAAAAGAUAAAAAUAAAAAGGCUGAACCGGAAGCUGAAGCACCAGAUGCUGAGCUUCAAGAUGAGGUCCUUGUUGCUACAACGAAUUUGGAACCAGAGCCUGUAGAAGUACAAUACACUGACACUUCAUACACUAGUGCUUCAUUUGAAUCUUUGCCACCUAUUAUUGAAGAACCGAAACCAAAAAAGAAGAAAGGAAAGAAGAGAGCUGACGAGGCUGUUGAAGAAGUGGCGAAGAAGACCAGUAGCGAGUUGUUUCAGUGGUCUGAAGAAUCUUUACCAAUAGAAGAGCAAGUGGCUAAAGUUGAAGAAGAACAGGUCGUGGUAAAAAAGAAGAAAGGGAAGAAAGGCAAGAAGUUAAAAGAAGAAAUACCGGCUUUUGAAAAGCCAAAGAAUUGGAAAAAAAUGAAUAAGAAGGAAAGAGAAGCUUGGCUUCUGCAGAGAAUAGAAGAAUGGAGAGCGGAGAAAGAAGCGGAGAAGCAAGCAGUUUUAGCUGGUGCGAAGGAGAAGAGGGCAACCCUGGCUCGAGAACGUGCAGAACUGAUGGCCCGAGAUAACCUCGAACAAGAUAUUAGAAGGGAUAUCUUGGCGAAAACCAUUACCCUAUUUCACAAAUUUGAAACGCAAAAAUUUGAAUUUGGAAGAAAAAAGCAACUGGAGGCAGAAUGGCAGCAGUACUUACGUUGUGAUGGUCUCCCCGACCCUCGUGUGGUGACGCAAAUGAACACGUACAUACAUGUGUGGAAGGACAGUGGCGUCUGUGAUGACAACGAGUUGGAAAGACGUUGCCAAGAAGCUUUACCGAUGCUAGAAAUGCUUGAAGAGUUCGUUGCAAAUUCAAGACAGUAUACAGCGUUACAAAGUAUCAGUUAUAACGAAGUGCGAAUAGCGUUACGUGAACAACUAUCCCACGCAAUCCAAUGCGCUUCCUUCACUCUCCUCCGGGAUUUGGAGAACCGUCUGAAAUGGGAUUCAAUAAAACUGGCGACUUACCAAAGGGAGUUUAAAGGUCUAAGGCUAAAUCUUUGGGUAGCUGUUCCACUACCGACUAGGAAACCUAAGCCUGUGGAGCCUGAAAGGGAACCAGUGGAACUUUCGUUUCCAUCAAUGAAAGUAGCAGUCAAACUACCUAAAACCAUAGACGGAUCCUGCGUCUGCGUACGCGCAGCUCGCUCCAUGAUAGAUUUGCUUAGUGAAAGUUCCAGAAGUUAUGCAUUAGCUGCAGAAAUACCCAACAGAUAUGAAGAUUUAUUUGUAUUUAAUGUAAAAGAACACAUAGAGACGUACAAAUUAAAGAAGGAGCAAGAUGAUAUAAGAAACAAAUUCUACAAAGAGAUCCGCGACAAGAUAAAGGAAGUUGAAGCUUUUUUAAAAGCUAAUCCAUACACUAAGAAUGAGAAGGAGAAAGAAGAACUGGAAAAUCUCAAUAUGGCGGAGCCGCCAUUUUUACCUGAUCCUAGAACAUUUAUUGGGGAACAAAAUGGUGUG
This is a messenger RNA of Brenthis ino (lesser marbled fritillary), 1494 nucleotides long. The record is from the annotation of a GenBank genome assembly. NCBI's taxonomy places the organism in Eukaryota, Metazoa, Arthropoda, Insecta, Lepidoptera, Nymphalidae.